AUGGGUUUGGUUAACCCAUGGGUUGGGUCCAAAUUGUUUGAAGUUGCGUGGGUUAAGUUAGUACAUCAGCACAGCAGAGUGUUGAAGAUGAUUACACUCAGCCAGCCAAGAAAGCACGCUUUGAACCUUUUGCUAACCUGCGGGAUGGAUCCUACUGGCAAGACAAUAGCAAAGACUUUAUACUUUUCUCAAAGAUUGCUAGACGAGUGUUAUGCAUCUCUGCCAGUUCAGCACAAUCUGAAAGAGAUUUCAGUUCAGUUGGUCGCACAGUCACAGAUGCUCGAUCAAGUCUGUCUGCACGGAAAGUUGAAGAACUGGAAUUAUUUAGAUGGGGCUGUCGAGCUUCCAUAA
Messenger RNA from Helobdella robusta, 351 nucleotides. RefSeq lists its product as hypothetical. The transcript has 3 exons. NCBI's taxonomy places the organism in Eukaryota, Metazoa, Annelida, Clitellata, Rhynchobdellida, Glossiphoniidae. The record is from RefSeq and is a predicted model, not a curated record. The coding region runs from base 1 to 351 and encodes 116 amino acids.